AUUAUGAUGUUGGAGCUAGUGACACUCUUUCCGUGGAAAACUGUGAUGAGAGUCUGUCUCUUCUAGAAUAGGGGCAUGUUAUCUUCUGUGGAAGAUAAAGGUGUGUGAACUAGGAGGGAAUGAAGAGGGAAUCCGGAAGCCUGUGAUUUUGUACGACGUGAGUCAUAGGUUUUUCCCAACUUGGAGAAUGUAUAUUGAGUGGCAGCGGUCCCACUGAGCUCAUUAAGACAUGUGUCUGUAGGUGAGAUAAGACUUUGUUCAGUCUGAGAAGUCUAAAGGGCAAGAGGAAACAUCGAAGUGGCAGAAUCUAGGAUUGUAAACGUUCUGUGAGCCAUGAUGUCUGUAAAGUGCUGGAAUGUCACAAAGAUGGCACCGUCACCCAGACUUAUUCCUGAGUGGAAGGACUUGAAACUCUUCAUAAAUAAUAUGCUGAAGGAUCUAAAGUCUGCUGAGAAACCAAAGAAUGAGGUGAUUGUACUGAGUGACUGGCCUGAGACUCUGUACCAGGAGCCUCACCAUCCCCAGAGCAAGCCUUUCAUCUGCUUCUACUCCAUCAACAUCAACUAUUUCGUCUCCUUAAACUGGGUGGAACCAGAUUCAAACCAAAUACAGGCAGUACUUUGGAUACAGAAGAAAGAUACAGAAGCAGAAGGAACAAUGGAGAAGAUGAUGUUUUGUGUGACGGAUCAAGUACCACCCAUUGAAGCAAUGGUCCACACAGGUUCCUACCACAUGUUAGUUGCUUACUGUGGUGACAUGCACCUGUGGCUCUUUGGAGAUCACCAUCGAGCAUUCAUAUCCCUGGGCACAGUGCCCUGUCGUUUCUUCAUCAGCUGCCUCUGCUAUGACCCAGAAACGGAGGUGCUGCUGUCUGGUACCUUGGGGGCUGUGGUUACCUGGCUUAUCUUACCAAAUGGCAGGGACCUCCAGAUGGCACAAACAGUGCCCAUGUCUGGUCAUGAGCUUGUACAGGGCUUUUCCCUGAAUGGCCCCAAGGGGUCUCUCCUGGCCCUUUGUGAGAAUAAGGUAAGGGUCUUCACCCACCAGGGUCAGGGCCAGCUGAAAGAGGUAAGAAAGUUCACUCCCAUAGGCAGUGGCUCUUCCAUCACCUGCUCCUUCACUUGUGUCUCUCAGGGAUAUUUCUAUGCUGGAAACAAGGAUGGAGAGAUCCAUGCUUGGGGUCUAGACCAGGGUAACUUCCUCCACAGCUUCCAGGCCCAUUCCUCAUCAGUUAUAUGUGUUCACAGCCGGCCAGAGAUCCACACCUUACUGACAGCAGGCCGAGAAGGCACAGUAAGGGAAUGGAACCUUGCCGUUGGGAACUUGCUGCGGCAGCUGGAGAUUGGUGAGGGUCUGCGGCAACUGCAGUUUAUUGAUAACACCACUUUUUUCUGCCAGACUACCCACGCUUUCUCACUGCACCACCUGCCUUAUUUUUAUAGCCUCUUCAAUGUCUGUGGUUCUGCUCCUGAGCAGGUGCACCGGGUCUGCUGUGGCCGAAAUUGGACUCGGAUCCUGUGUGCCACUAAGGAUGGUUUGUUGCGCUUCCUGUCUCCAGUGACAGGAGAUCUCCUGGUUCUCACCUGGCCUCUGCUUGUCAUGGAUAAGGCUGUGGCUUGGGCCUAUGACCCAGACAAUGAGGAGCUCUUUGUGGCAACAGGCAGCUCAGAGGUGCUGGUGUUUGAUGCAACGCGCUCGCCUUGCACAGCCAAGUAUAUGGUAUGCACUUCAGUAAACUCUAGGGACAGAGUAAGUUGCCUGGCCUAUGCACAGUCCCAUUUGGGUAUGGGCCUAGUAGGACUGAUGUUCUGUGGGCAUGACAGUGGCAUUGUGAGAAUCCUCUCCCACUAUAGCUAUGCGCGAAUAGAAAAGACUGUUCAUUCUGGGGCAGUUUUGGCCCUGUCUACCCUGGAAGGUCCCCAGGAAAACUCCUUGCUCUGUUCCUAUGGCAUGGAUAAUACUGUAUACCUGACAGAAGCUUUGCUGUGGAAGAACAAGGUAAUUCUGCAGUCCAUAAGCAAAAUUCUCUGUAGUUGCCCCCUGCAACACGUGAUACUGCUGCCGGGUUCUGUGGGUGCCAUCACUGACAACCACUGCUGGCGUCUCUGGCACUAUCAAGAUUUUCUGCAAUCUGCAGCAUCAAAACAAAGCUCUAUGUUUGAAGAGACAAAAUGCCUGCACCGGUGUGCCAUCACUUCAUUUGAUGUCUGCUCCUCCCUGAAACUUUUUGUCACAGGGGGCAUUGACGGCUCAGUCCGGAUCUGGGACUUCCAUGGUAGACUCAUAACUGAGUUGGAUUCAGCACUGCAUUUUGGUCCACUCUGCUUUGCCAAUAAUCGGGGUGACCUGCUUGUGACUUUCAACCAGAGUCUUUACCUGGUAUCAUGCUUAAAAUUGCUCCCUCCUGCUCGGCUGAUUCACCUAGCUAUCCUAAAUAAUCCAGAUGAAAUACAAGAAGACCCUAAACUCUUUCUGCCUAGCUUCUUCUUUUCUUUUGAAAUAGUACUUGUACCCAAAUUUGUCUAUCUUGGACAAGGGCUGCAGGAAUUACAGGGGCUAGAGGCCCUUGUUAACAAACGGGUCAUUGCCUUUGACAAUACUGUGCCCCAUGUUGUAGAGGAAGAGAGACGUAUGCCUUCUCUGAUUCAAGUGGAACCCAAAUUACAUUUUUUGGAGGAUAAGGAUAUUGCUUUUUCUAUUCCUGACCCCAAGCAUAAUCAUCCCCCACAUGUGGUUCCUGCUCAGCUACAGCUGGCUGGCUGGAAUGGGUUGAACCCCUAUCAUAAACUGCAUGGCUUCUUUGGUAAAGGGCGGCAAUGGCCCUUUGCUCCUGAUGGCUACAUCCCCAACUCAGUUAUCCGUGCCUGCCUUUGGCCUGACGGUACCCCAGUCUUCUUACGCCAUGACCUGUACCCAUCCUACCGAGAUACAGACUGGGACAUGACUGAACCCAUCAGACGCCAGACACUGUCACCUAUGCCUCUAUCAGAAGAGAACAUCUCAAUGAGGAGAGAGAGGGAUAAAUCCAAGUGGUGGAAACGAACAUUCUAUGAUGUUCUAACAAGCUUGAUAAACCGAAAUUGGGCAGGAAGAAAACUUGAUGAAGGGCUUCUAAAUAAUUUAAUUGAGGCAAUCCUCAGCCUCACAGUUUACUGUUCUAUAGACCAGUACACGACAUAUAUUAGUGCCCUGGCACAAAUUUUUGCCACUUACCAAGUGUCUCCAAGGUUGUGCUCUGAGACUGCCUGUCGCCUGCUGGAAGAUACACUCCAUCCCAACCCAUGCAUCCGUGAGCUAGCCUGGGAGGGGCUAGAUAUGCUUGGCAUCAUGAGCCAUCUCUUUGCUGUUCCACUGAGUCUGGGAUUGAUGGACAGUGAUGAAAAUGUGCGGGCUAAGGCUUUGUACCUUAUGAUAAGAGUCACAGGCAUCCAAAGUAAGAGCAUGCUGGUAGGCCUGCUGAAGGAACAAGAAACCCUCCAAAAAAUGCAGCGGGAACUUAUUGGAGAAACCUCUCUGGACCAGCUGCUGGGGAUCCAAGCUAACGACAUCCAGUGCCUGCUUACACGGGUGGAGCAGCAGCUAAAUGAAAACCUGACCUUGUCACACAGAGACCAACAACCUCCUUUGUCUUUAGACAUAUCAAUGGAUGGUGAACCUGAGACCUUUGUCAAACGAACAUUCAUACCUGAAGAGAUCACCAAACAAAAGAAAAGAAUGACAUAUGUUCAAGAAAAGAGAGAAAGUCUUAUUAAAAAGGACCUGAGACUUUCCAGAAAGAAGAGAGAGACAGAGCUUGUAAAAUUUAGCUCUAUGUUGGUGCCUUCAGAGGAUGAAGGUGAACAGAGAGAGGCCAAGAAAUCAGAGCUAAUUGACACUGAGGAUGUUGCCUUAGAGCCAGAGCUGCCACUAAGUACUUUCAGCCCAGCCAAAUCUGAAGAGGUUGCUGAAUCAAAGGAGGUCAUGACAGAAGCUACAGAAGCUAUGGAAGCCACAGAAGAAGGAAGAGGCCACAUGGCAGUCACAGAGGCAGUGGAAGCCACACAGAUUAUGAGGGCCAUAGAUCAACAUGACAUGAAAGAUUAUGGUGAGAUAUUCCCUAAGCUGGAAAGACAAGAACUCAUGAAAAGACUCUGGGAAAGGGCAGUGGAAAAAAGCCAUGAAAAAGUAGCUGCGAAGUUGAAACAGAAAGAAAGUUUGAAGGAUAUUUCAAAGACGACUGCAGAAGAGCCCAAAGAAAAAGUCAUGCAGAUUGCUGAACAAGAAAAAGAUACAAGGAAGAAACUUGGAAAGGGUGGCCAAGGUUUGGCUGGUGCCCCUGGACACACGGGUGAAUCAGACACCAGGUCUUGGCGGAAUGACAUUUGCUAUCUUGCCACCUCAAGGAUAGCAAGUUCCCAUCCAGGAAUGUUAAGGGAUCUGGGUCAAGAAUUGGUGGACUUGGCUCGGGUGAUUCUUGCUCCCCAAGAGCCCAGUUGGGAUCUAUUCCAAAAGAUCUGCCCCCUUUUAAAGGACUCCUCAGAAUUGGAGGAAAGAGUGGUAGAAGAACCAUCCACUAUAACAGAAAAGGUGGAUAAAGAGAUUGUCGAGGAAGAAGUGACAGAGUUGGGAAGACAAAGGGGAAAAGAAGCAUUAGAGAAGGACAAGGCAUUUUCUCAAGUCAAGAAAAAGAAAGUUGCUUUCUUAGAUAAACUAGCCUUACAGAAAAGGAAAUUAAAAAAAGAAGCACAGGGACUGGCCAGGCAAGAUGGGAAAAUAGCUGAGGAAGAAGGGAAACUGAGUAAGCCAGAGAAGAAAUUAAUUCAGGGUAAGGAGAAACUGAUUCAAGAUAUGAAGAAACUGCCUCAUCAGAAAGAAAAAAUAGCUUGGGAGGAAAAACUACUGGCUUAUCCACAAAAGACAUUAACCAAGGAAGAGCAGAAGUUAGUUUUAGGAGAAAAGAAAGAUACUGGAAAAGGGAAAAAACGACUAGGGGAAAGAAAGAGAGUGACCCAGAAAGAGGGGAGGGCAGCCCUGAAAAGGAGUAAGUGGGACUGGGAGAAGAUUAUGAUGGCCCAUGAAGAAGACAUGUGGCCCCAGGAAGAGGUGUUGCCUGUCUGGGGAGAGAGGAAAUUGUCCCAGGAAGAGGAAGAGCUGGGUGAGGAAGACGAGGAGCUGAGUGAGGAAGAGGAGGAGCCCUGUGAGGAAGAGAAGGAGUUCAGUGAGGAAGAGCCAAGUGAGGAAGAAGAGGAACUGGCGUGGGAUGAAGAGGAACUAAUUCUGGACUUAAAGAAACAAGUUAAAGGUAGGAAGAAAAAGUCCCACAAAAAGAAGAAACACAUUCAAGGUAUAGAGAAACAUGUUGAAGAAGAGGCCCAGAAAAGGGGGGAAUUAGCCCAGGAAGAGGAACAUUUGUCUAGUGAAGAGGAGAGACUGUCUGGGGAAGAAGAAAAACAGGCAUCAGAAAGGGGAAGCUUGGCAGAGCAAGAAAUUAAAUUGACCACAGAGAAGAAUAAAUGGUUAAAAAAGAAAAAAGAGGCCUAUAAAAAGAAACAAAUCCAAGAAAAUGAAAAACAAGUUGGGAAACAGGAGAAAGAAGACCAGAAAGAGAGGCAGGCUAAGAAAGAGGAGAAAAAAGCCAAGGGCAGACAAUUAUCCUGGGAAAGAAAGAAAAUGGGCCUAGGGGAAGAGGAAAAGCAGGGGGAAAAGGAGAGAAGGACUCAGAAAGAGGAGAAAACGACUGAGAAGAAGAGGCAAUGGGCCUGGGAAAAAAAGAAAGCAGACUCCGGAGAGGAGGAAAAAGCUGGGGGGAUGAAGAAAUGGUCACAAGAAGAAAAGAAACAGGCCCGGGAAGAAAAGAGACGGGAUCAGAAAGAGGAAAAAUUGGCUCAAAAAGUGGAGAAACAGGCUGAGGGUAAAAAACAAUGGGCCAGAGAAAAGAUGAAACUGGUCCCAGGAGAAGAGAAAAAGAUAGAAGAAAUUGAGAAAGUGUUCCCUCAAAAAGAGAAACGGGCCAUGGUGGGGGAAAAACAAGCUAAGAAAGAGGAGAAAUGGGUUGGGAAAGACAGGAAAGCCACUGACAAAAAAGAACAACAGACCCACAAAAAAGAGCAACUAGCCCUACAAGAGCAGAUACAGGCCCAAGAAGAGAGAAUAUGGGGUCAGAAAGAGGAGAAAGAGAGCGAUAAAAAAAAAACAACGGGCUUGGGUAAAAGAGAAAAUUUUUGUAGAAAGGGAGGAACACGCUGGUAAGUGGAGAAAAAGUCCCAGGAAAAUGAGGAAAAAGCAUUGAAGAAAAGACUGACCCAGAAAGACAGUGAAUUGGCCAAGGAGAAGAGGCAUAUUGCUAAGAGAAAAAAAGCAGUAGCCAGAAAGGGGAUUGCCACAACUAAGAGAAAGAAAAAAACUAAGGAAGAGAAAGAAGUUGUGGAAGAAGAGGAAUUGUCCCAGGAAGAGAGGGAAUUGGCCUAUGACAUUAGGAUCAAGGAGAUGGGUGUUGCCAAGAAAAAAAGUAAAAGAACCAAAGAGGAGAGAAUACAGGCAGUGAGGAAACUGGAUAUGGAGAAAGGGAUUCGUUCUGAAGAAAAAGAGGCUAGUUCCAGGUUAAAAGAUAUAAGGAAGAAAGAGAGUAACCUGUUCAGGAUCCUGGCUAAAACAAUUAGAAAAAUGAGUAUAGUGCUACCAGAAGAAACAGAAAUAUGUGAGGAAGAGAGAUCAUUCAUGACAGGGAAGAGUGAAAUGGAUGGCCAGAAGUGGGAAUUUUUUAAGGAACAGGGGGAAAUAAUGAAAGAAGAGAAGGAGCUGGGUCAGGAAGAGGGAAAAGUAGAAGAUGAUAGGCUGGCCACCAAAGAGAGAACACUGACUGAUGGAGAGAGCUUGAAGGAGAACCAAAAGUUACUACAGAAGGUCCAGGGAAAGAUACUAUUAGAUAGAGUCCAGGUAGAGAGUAUAUUAAAGGAAGUCCAGGAACAAAAUAUGUUAGGAAAAAAGCAGCUAAAGAAACUUCUGAGGAGAAUUGAGAAGAAUAAACUAAAAAAGACUCCGCUGAAGUGGUUAUUAGAGAAUAUCAGAGAUACUCUGUUUGAAGGCUUAUCUGAGAGUUUUAUUGGGAAGGAAAUAAAGGAAGGUCCAACUAAGAAGGGGAAAGAGGAGGAGAGCAUUACUGAGGAAGAAAAGGAAGGGAUUCUGCCCAGGAAGGAGAAAGGGAAAUAUGUAAUUAAGAAGAAGAAAAAGAAGGUAAGCCUGAGUGAAGAGAAAUUGAAGGAGAAUUUGGCUAAGAAGCAUAAAAAACAAAGUUCAUCCCAAAGAAGGAGAAAGGGAAAGAGGUUGACUCAAGAGAACGAGAGGCUGAGUAAGAAGAAAAAAGAAGGCCCACAUGAGGAGGAGAGCCUAAGUGAGGAGGAGGAGGAGGAAAGCCUGAGUGAGGAGGAGGAGAAGGAGAGCUUGAGUGAGGAGGAGGAGAGCUUGAAUGAGGAGGAAGAGGAGAGCCUGAGCCAGGAGGAGGAAGAGAGCCUGAGCCAGGAGGAGGAGGAGAGCCUGAGCCAGGAGGAGGAGGAGCACCUGAGCCAGGGGGAGGAGGAGAGCCUGAGCCAGGAGGAGGAGGAGAGCCUGAGCCAGGAGGAGGAGGAGAGCCUGAGCCAGGAGGAAACGGAGAAGAUAGAGAAAAGGGAGAAGGAGGAGGAAAGACAGAAGGAUGGGGAGAGCAGACUUAUGGAGGUGAUACUCCCAGAAGAGGGAGUAUUGAAAACAGAGCUCUCCAAGGAGGAAGUGAGCUUAUCAAAGCUAACAAUAGAAGAUGAGUCUCUUGCUGAGAAAAGAAAAGGUACAACUAGAAGGAAAAUGCCUUUUAAGAAAGAAAGAUUGCUUGAUGGAAAGAGAGAUCCCACACUUAGGGAUAAAGUCAUGUGGCCAACAGUUCUGAAAAGCCCCUUCAAAAUGCCACUCCCAGUAGCUCUGGAAAAACAGAGAAUGCCCAGGAAAGUGUUAGGGGAUCAUUUAGAUUUCAAAGGUCAGGAAAGUCAACUUCUUGGAGCACACCCUGAGACAAGUUCUUGGAGAAGACAAGAGGAUGUGCUCUUGGAGAAAGCUAGGGGUAUGUUUUUACAAGGGAGGGGAACAGGCUUACAGGCCCAGAUCCCAGAAGGGCUCCAUAGGCCAGAGUCCCAUUUAUCUGAUAUGAUCAGGAAACCACAGAAACCUGAACAUAGACCCAAAGGUGACAUGUGGAAGUGGUUCUUGAAGUCCCGGGAUUUGCCAAUGGGGAAAACUGAGGGCCAGGUCGUAGGCCCAGCCCUAGCCUCAGCCCCAUCCCUUACUUCUGCACCAGCUGAAAGGCCACGCUACUCAGAAGCAAGCUUCUCAGAUGAGGACUGGAUUAACAAUGCCUUAAUAAGGCUGGAAGCGGGAGAGCAGCUUUCCAGGAACAGUUUCCAAAGACUGCACCAGCUCCUCAGAAACUUCACUUCAAAGGGAUACUUGAAAUGGAUGCAUCUAUACAACCUUAAAGCCAUUGCUAAACACUUCAGGAAGAACCUAGAAGUAAGUCAUGCAGACAUAUCACAACCCUAUAAGGAUGUUUUGAGUCCAGUGCACUUAAAAGGGAUCCCUCCAAUUAGAAGAAAAGAAAAAUGGAGCCGGCUAGAGCCAUUCCCUGUUGUUGAAGCAGUGUUACCAUUGGCUGCCACAAGGCCUCAAACCCCACACCGUCUCAGUUGGCCUCUCUUAGAUGAGUCCUACAGGAAGAAGCAGGCACAACAGUUAUCUUCUGCUGUUAAGCAGAUGUUGAACCUUUAUCCAGUCAGAAAGGAUGUUCCUACAACUGUCUAUCCCUCUGUGGAUAUAAAAUCCCUGGACUUGAUAUUCCAGAAAGAUUUCCAGGUCUUGAGGGAGAAAGGAGAGCUCUCCAAAUUUCACAAGGCAGAGAAGGAAGUACUGCCCAUCCCUUCACCAGUAUUCCCAUCAACCACCAAGAGGAUUCAAGUCCCAAAGGCUAUAAACUGGCAUCUUUUAGGAGAACCUUACAGGAGUGCUCGGGUACAGCAGUUAUCCAAUGCCCUCAAAGAGAUGGAAAUGCAACACUUUUAUCCUAUCGCGCACGAGAUUUUCACAGGUGCCCAUGACUCUGUGGACAAACAAACUCUAGCAUUGAUGUUUCAAAAGGAUCUCAGAGCUUUUAAGGGAAAAGACAGGCCCCUCACAUUGCCCAAGUUGAAGAAGGCGCAGCCCGUCUCUAAGAAAAAGGAAAAGCUGCCUCAAUGGGAGACAUUUGUGGCACUCUACUAUGUUUUGCGGACAUUGCAGCAACGAUAUGCAAAAGACCGCACUGCUUGGAUGGAACAGUUUUACCAACUCAUGGAUCUGUACCAAUUUAAGUCCCCCCAAAUCCAGAGGCUCCUACUACAGUUGCUGCAGAGAGAGGCACUCCAACCUCAAGAGACCAUCUAUAAAAAGGCCCUGAAAGCCAAGGAGCUGGUACUUGGUGAACGGUUGUUCUGUGGCCUGUUUUGUGGUCAUUCUUGUGCCCCUGCAGGUCCUCUCAAGUUCCAUGAUGUUGUACCUCUGCCUGGGAAGAGCAAGGUGCAUACUAUCCAACCUGUGGGCAUUGCCCAGUAUGGGUUCCUAGAACUUGCCUGGAAAAGCCUACCACAAGUCAGUCCUUACCUUAUUGAGAGGCUGCCCAACAUCUCUACUCCAACUCUAUGAUUUGGCCUAACAUUAGGACUUUGGGACCUUGCUGGGAAAUAAGUCUGGCCAUAGAUUUUAAGCCUUCUGUACCCACUUCAAGGUGGGCCUAAACAAGUAUUUGUAUUCAUUUGGCUCCAGAAACCUGCUACCUUGUACUGAAUAAAAUGACAUUUCUCAUUUGUAACAAA
Felis catus (domestic cat) is the source of this 9848-nucleotide messenger RNA. Its product is annotated as WD repeat-containing protein 87-like. The record is from RefSeq and is a predicted model, not a curated record. Gene Ontology annotation, molecular function: protein binding. Lineage: Eukaryota; Metazoa; Chordata; Mammalia; Carnivora; Felidae.